AUGAGGUGCGAUCUCUUUCCUAUCAUAUUCCUGCAGCUGCUCCUCCUGUGGCGGGUGAGGGUGAGCAGCCAGCGCAUCCAGCCCCGCAUCGUGGGAGGCACCACCACCACCCAGUCGGCAGUGGGUGGCUAUGUGGUGAAUCUGCGCUACGAUGGCACCUUCUACUGCGGCGGCUCCCUGGUGACCAGGAUGUAUGUGGUGACGGCGGCACACUGCGUGAGUGGCUACCAGGCGAGCCGCAUGACGGUCCAGGGCGGAGUGAGCAGGCUCUCGGAAACGGGUGUGAUACGACGCGUGGCCAGGACCUAUGUGCCCGGCAGCUACAGCAGCUCUCGACUGAACAUGGACGUGGCCGUGAUCCGGCUGCAGAGCUCCAUGACGGGCAGCAACAUCGCUACGAUCCCGCUGUGUUCGGCGCAGUGGAAUCCCGGCGACUACAUGCGCGUCUCUGGCUGGGGCACCACACAAUCCAGCAGCAGCCAGCCCUCCAACCAACUGCGCACCGUGCAGAUCCAGCUUAUCCGGAAGACCGUCUGCCAACGGGCGUACCAGUACCAGGACACACUCUACGCCUCCACCUUCUGCGCCCGAUCCUCGGGCAAGGACAGCUGCUCGGGCGACUCGGGGGGAGGUGUGAUCUACAGGAAUCAGCUCUGCGGAAUCGUCUCCUGGGGCCUAGGCUGCGCCAAUGCCAACUAUCCUGGCGUCUACACGAGCAUCCAUCGGGCGCGCAGCUUCAUCGUCAGCGCCAUGAACAAGUGA
Messenger RNA from Drosophila subobscura, 762 nucleotides. Its product is annotated as seminase. The transcript has a single exon. The coding region runs from base 1 to 762 and encodes 253 amino acids. The record is from RefSeq and is a predicted model, not a curated record. Lineage: Eukaryota; Metazoa; Arthropoda; Insecta; Diptera; Drosophilidae. Gene Ontology annotation, biological process: proteolysis. Gene Ontology annotation, molecular function: serine-type endopeptidase activity.